Messenger RNA from Marchantia polymorpha subsp. ruderalis, 2763 nucleotides. Lineage: Eukaryota; Viridiplantae; Streptophyta; Marchantiopsida; Marchantiales; Marchantiaceae. The record is from the annotation of a GenBank genome assembly.
GACGCUUCCCUGCAAACGGAGAUAGAGAGAGGGAGUGAGAGAACUUACCUUGGGCUGUAGUCUGAUCUAUAUUAGAUCGAGCCAAGGCUUGCCGUGGGCUUGAUAUGAGCUUGAGUAGCAGGACGCAUGUCAACUGAGCUGAAUUCUGAAAAUAUCUGACACCUCCGAUCUUCUGGAUGUCUCAGAGAUCUGAGAGAGGCUACUUAUGAGCGUCGAUUACUCACUGCUCGGAGGCCUUCACGAAGGAUCGUCCAUUGAUUAGGAGCUUUCAUGUCUACAUGUAUCACCAAACAGUGAUUUUCAUAGUUGUGCUCUGAGGACCUUAUGAUCAUCAUUUCGACUUGGUUGCGGUUGCUGUACGUAGGAGGGUGAAAAUCAAAAUCCCAACGCUCGAGGGACAUUCAGAGAUAUGAGACUUUGACAUGCAAGAGACCAUGCAUGCCUAGCUGUUGCAUUUGCUUCUCCGGCUUCUUGAUUCGAAAUUCAUUAAGAGAUGCACCUCAUCAUAUCAACGGUCUUAUCAACACCUUGGAGAUAAAGUUGAGAAAUGCGCACUAAAACUUAACACAAUGCUGAAAGCCAAGUGUUUAGUGUUGCAGAAACUCGGAGAAACUGCUGAAACAAAAUCCGACUUUCGUGAUCGGAACUGUACAUAAUUUACAGAUAAAGUCUUUAUUCCGGCGAGUAUGGCGAAUUAUGAUAGCAGCUUACAGUCUGGGAACUCGGAAGAAACAGCUGUGUCUACUUCGCAAGCACUGACAAGUCCUUGCGAAGCCAUGUGGGAUGGAUGGACAACUCAGACAUCCACUGCAUCUGCAGGGCCUCCAAGCAUCUCACUGACUGAUCUCCAAGUGCAAGGCUCAAUUGUACAUAUGAAGAGCUCUACAAAUUUUCAAUCAGACUUGCUCUCAUCCUGGCUGUCUGGCUUCCAAACUCUGUCUCAGGCCGCGGGUGUGCUUGGUGCAGUCGACCAUGAUCAGCCACAGUCACAAGAGGGUACCGGUAGCUUAAUGUAUCCGGAUGAAUUCUCCCGGUUGAACAUAUGUUCCACGUCAUCGGAUGAGCGUCCAGACGGGGUGGCUCACUCAGAGAGCUCGCAUGCCUCGCAGUUAUUCAUCGAGCGCUGCAGUGAUCAGAAUAUCAUGAGGGCAGAUCGUGAAUUUUGUGAGACUCCAGUUACGGAGGACAGUAGCAAAAGAGAGGAAUCAGCUCCGUAUUUUCGCAGCACAAGCGCUCCCAAUCAAUCUAGUAAUUUUGACAAAGUGGUGAGGAAUACUGAACAAGAUCAGCAUAUGGUGCGGACUCCUGAAACAGACUUGAGCUCCAGAACAUCGUCACCCCCCUCCAUGCAGCUGGCUUCGUAUGGUCAAAUGAUGCAGCAUCUGGUUGGACAAUACGAGAGCAACCCAGCCACCACUUGGCUUAGUUGCGUCACAUCAUCUUCCUCACAACUGCGACCAUCUGACAACGGCUUACGUCCAGUCCAGGGUGAUCUCAGCAGAGCCAACACAAGCAGUGAAAGUAUAAUACUACACCACCACAGGCCAGGAAGUAACCAUUUUUCCAGCGCCAACGAUCCGUACUGCAAGGCCUCUGCUGAGAACAUGUACGCUGAAUUGCAUGGUCUUCUGACGAAAACUCAACAAGAUUCCCUGACAGGCACAAUUCAGCUUCCGCAGGCACCGGCUGCCACUUCUGCUUGUGGUUGGUCACAAUUCACGGACGCGAACAUGCAAGGCCAGCAGAGCAUUUUUGCCUCCGAUGCAAGUACCGCAGCCAUAACUCCAAAGCCGACGAGAAGAACGGAAGAUCCAUCAUCAUCUCACGCAGGAAAGGCAAGAGCAUCCGUUGUCAAAGUAGCCCGUUCAAAUCCAGAGCGGCAAGAGAAAAGGUCUUCUCGGGGACAUGACGAUGAGUCGGGAAGUAGCAGUCCCGCCUUGAAACGAUCCUGCAUUGAACAUGCAAUUUGGCAGUCGAAUGCAGCAUUUCUGGGAAGAGUAUCUGACCCGCAGUUUCAUGCAUCUCUUGGAAGCGGCUACGGAAUUGGUACGAGUUCCAGUGUGGAUAUACACUCCUCGGUGGGACCUGCGCUUAAUACAAAUGGGAAGCCUCGAGCACGUCGCGGAUCUGCCACUGAUCCACAAAGCGUCUAUGCACGCCACAGACGGGAACGCAUCACUGAGCGCCUGAAAAUUCUACAACACCUUGUUCCCAAUGGAGCUAAGGUUGAUAUAGUAACGAUGCUGGAGGAGGCAAUCAGCUACGUCAAAUUUCUGCAACUGCAAGUGAGGUAUUUAAGUUCUGAUGAAUACUGGAUAUACGCACCUACAACUUACAACGGCGUGGACGUUUCGAUGGGUAUGCAUUUCCAGGGCAUGGACUCACAAGCUUGAACACACGACCUUCAACAAAUUGAUACAGAUCGCUUUGGUCUACGAAAAUUUCCAAACUUCUCCUCUUUAUAUAUAAUGACCUGAGUGUCCUCAAUCCAACUCUGUAGGAAAGGACCUCCCACAAAAUUUAGGAACCGCCUGGUGUAGAAGUUUCUCUGGCAUUCUCAGGGGUGAGGCUUUAAACGACUUGAAGAGUUGCAGACUAGUAUCAUCUCCAUACCAGUCAAAAUUCAACAUGAUGAUAGAAAUAUCAAAUAUCCAUCUGUACAAUUGUGAACCCUGAGUCGAAUACCAGUGCGGUUCGAAUAAACGAGAAAUUCAGCAAGCAAUUUUUCUAUAUCAAGAAGUGUUUACUACAAAUUGAGAAGAC